AUGAGGAAAGAGACUUUAUCUUUGUAUGCAUUUGACUUCUCCCAUCAGCCGACACAGCUCGCAAUGUCGAUGCGCCUCAGCCGCAAGUUCAGAAAGGCGACAGGGCUUCAUAUUCCCUACAAGCGCCCCAACGACCCAGCAGCAGAGACGAGGCACCUCUACUGUGCCAACCUGCCUGAGCAUGACAGCUCGCAAGAUUGGCGCAGCCACCCACUCUUCCCUGUGUGCUCAGAGUUUGGAGAGGUCGAGACGAUGUUCUUAGUUCCAUACAAACCCGUUGCCUACGUGACCUUCGUCGAUGAAGGCUCGGCCAGGAAAGCCUGUUCGUUCUUGCGUGAAAGCGGUCUUUCUGGCAAGUUAGUACAUGUACAAUAUGCCGAGGCCUGUGAAAAGAGGCCGGGCGAGCCCAAUCCUGCCAUUCCCUGCACUUCACUGUCCAAGGAUCUGGUAGUUGAAGGAUUGAUAUUGAAGGAAGACUUCUUGUCUCCUGAGGAGAGCGAGGAUACUUUGAACCAGCUGGACGAGUUGGAAUGGGAGUCGUCGCUGUCCCGAAGAGUUCAGCAUUUUGGCUUCACAUUCGAUUAUGCGACAAGGCGGGUCAACACUCUCAAGACAAGAGCGUUUCCUCCUUUCCUCCUGAGAAUAGCUCAGCGGGCACUUAGGGAGAAACUACUUCUCUUCGAACCGGAUCAAUGCACGGUGAAUGAAUAUCAGCCCGGCCAGGGAAUCAGGAGCCAUGUCGACACGCAUAGUGCGUUUGAGGAUGGGAUACUUUCAGUCUCCCUUGGAUCCUCCGUAGUGAUGGAGUUUCGAUCCCCCGACGGGCUUUCGAAGAAUGUACAGCUGAAACCAGGAAGUGCUCUCUCAAUGCAGGGAGAAUCGAGGUACAAGUGGGCGCACGGAAUUUCAAACAGAAAGAGCGACUUGGUCGAUGGUAAAUUUGUGCAGAGAUGUAGGAGAGUGUCGAUGACAUUUCGAAAGAUCAAGACGUCCCCGUGUAAAUGUGAAUUUCCCGAGCAAUGUGACUCGCAAUUAGCACCGAUCCCUAAACCUCGCACUGUACAAUACACGGAUGGGACUGAGUUAGACCCACUGACUCUUCUCCAUCAUGCUGACGGGGAUAAGGAGCCCGAGAUUGAGAGGAGGCAUGUACAUGAGGUGUAUGAUACAAUUGCAAGUCACUUCAGCGAGACGAGAUACAAACCAUGGCCAAAGGUUGCUGCGUUCCUACAGGGACUUCCUUUCGGAUCGAUCGUUGCUGAUGUUGGAUGCGGCAAUGGGAGAUAUCUUGCUUGUGCAAAGCAUAUUGCCGUAAUUGCGCUAGAUCGUUGCAAAGGGCUCGUCGAACAUGCUACAGAGAAAGCAGUUUUACACCAUCUUUCCACGCCUGCAAGGCGGCUCAACGCGAUCGAGGAGCUCCUCCGGCUCGUCAAGGUAGGAGGAAGAGUCCUCAUCUACGCGUGGGCCAAGGAGCAAGGGAGUGAAUCGAGGUUUCACUUCUCCAACUCCGACGAGAUGGUACCAUGGAGCCUUCCUACCACCGACGGGAAAGACAACGUCCAUGUUCAAAGGUACUGCCACCUCUAUGUCGAAGAUGAGCUGCCAAGACUAUGUGAAGGUAUCUCGUACGCCUCUGUAGAGAGGAGCUAUUGGGACUGCUCCAACUGGUGUGUGGAGCUGAUCAAAGUGAAGGAGAGGAACGAAUAA
Guillardia theta CCMP2712 is the source of this 1707-nucleotide messenger RNA. RefSeq lists its product as hypothetical. Gene Ontology annotation, molecular function: RNA binding. NCBI's taxonomy places the organism in Eukaryota, Cryptophyceae, Pyrenomonadales, Geminigeraceae. The coding region runs from base 1 to 1707 and encodes 568 amino acids. The transcript has 18 exons. The record is from RefSeq and is a predicted model, not a curated record.